Messenger RNA from Aspergillus homomorphus CBS 101889, 1180 nucleotides. RefSeq names its product Rab geranylgeranyltransferase BET4. Gene Ontology annotation, molecular function: Rab geranylgeranyltransferase activity. The record is from RefSeq and is a predicted model, not a curated record. The transcript has 4 exons. Bases 86 to 1180 code for a protein of 364 amino acids. Lineage: Eukaryota; Fungi; Ascomycota; Eurotiomycetes; Eurotiales; Aspergillaceae. Gene Ontology annotation, biological process: protein geranylgeranylation. Gene Ontology annotation, cellular component: Rab-protein geranylgeranyltransferase complex; cytoplasm.
CGAUAACCUUAGUCGCAUCCGGUUUCCAACUCACCUAGCUAAGACACCCCUUGACGAGCAAUAAUUAGACCUCGAUAAUCAAAUAAUGGCUGAACAUGGGAUUCCUCGGUACGCCCGUAAAGGGGAGAGGACUGAAGAGGCUCGCCAACAGGAGCUUCGCAAAAUUGAGAAAUAUCGAGAACUCGAGCAGUGCGUCCGAGAAAAGGUUGCGACGCACGAAUACACGCCAGAAACUCUACAGAAGAUAUCCGAACUGCUGAGCAGCAAUCCCGAGUACUACACAGUAUGGAACUACCGUCGGCAAGUCUUGCGAAGUGAGUUUUCGCGCGCAGAAUCUAGUGACUCGGACGAAACGACUGCAAAUCAGGUCGCUGCCUUGAUCAAGAGUGACCUGCUAUUUCUUAUUCCCCUACUAAAGAGCUUCCCCAAGUGCUACUGGAUCUGGAACUACCGCGUCUGGCUUCUGGAUGAAGCCAAGCGCCUGCUCCCUGCUUCGAUUGCCUGUCGAUUCUGGCAAGAGGAAUUGGGCUUGGUAGGCAAGAUGCUUAAUCUAGACAGCAGGAACUUCCACGGUUGGGGUUACAGACGAUUUGUCAUAGAGACUCUCCGAGAGCUCAAGUCUGCAGAGCAAACCGACGAAGACAUGACCAAGGCUGAAUUUGACUACGCAAAGAAGAUGAUCGGCGCCAACCUGUCAAAUUUCUCUGCUUGGCACUAUCGCACCAAGCUGAUCCAGCGAUUGUUGAACGAGCAAUCCGCCCGCGAUGAGGAACGAAAAAAGAUGCUGGAUGACGUCAUUCCGGAAGAGCUGGAACUGAUCCAUCGUGCUUUGUGUGACCCAUAUGACCAGUCAUUAUGGUUUUACCACCAGAACUUGAUGUGCGUCUUUGACCCGGCUGUGGCGGCCCAGACGAUGGCACCCAAUCUUAGUGACUCGGACCGCUUGGAAUAUCUCCGACGGGAGAUUGAGGAAAUUGAAGAUAUGCUUGACGGGGCAGAAGACUGUAAAUAUCUCUACCAAGCCUUGAUCGACUGUACAUUGCUGGCUUGGAAAGUGGAGGGGAUUACUCCCGGCGAUGGGCAGAAACGGGCGGUAUUAAGCUGGCUUGCGGAAUUAAAGAAGUUGGACCCGCUGCGACAGCGACGGUGGCUGGAUUUCGAACAAUCACUGGGCUGUUGA